AUGGAUGGGGACAAUCAGACAAUGGUCACAGAAUUCCUCCUCCUGGGACUCUCUGGACAAUCAGACAAAGAAGAGAUUGUGUUUGGGAUGUUCCUGUGGAUGUACUUAGUCACCAUCUCUGGGAACCUUCUUAUCAUGCUGGCCAUCAGCUGUGACCCUCAUCUCCACAUACCCAUGUACUUCUUCUUGGCCAACCUCUCCAGUGUAGACAUUAGUGCUCCAUCUGUCACUGUUCCCAAGGCACUGGUGAAUCAUGUGUUGGGAAGUAAGUCCAUCUCUUACACAGAGUGUAUGACCCAGAUCUAUUUCUUCAUAGCGUUUAGCAACAUGGAUGGCUUCCUCCUGAGUGUGAUGGCCUAUGACCGCUACGUGGCCAUUUGUCACCCUCUCCACUACACCCUGAUGAUGAGGCCCAGACUCUGUGUCCUCCUGGUGGCCAUAUCCUGGGUCAUCACCAACCUGCACGCUCUCUUGCACACUCUCCUCAUGGUUCGUCUCACCUUCUGUUCCCGCAAUGCUGUACAGCAUUUCUUCUGUGACCCCUACCCGAUUCUGAAGCUCUCGUGUUCUGACACCUUCGUCAAUGACCUGAUGGUCUUUACCGUUGGUGGGCUGGUAUUUCUGACCCCAUUUACAUGCAUUGUUGUUUCCUAUGCCUACAUCUUCUCUAAGGUUCUGAAGUUAAAAUCUGCCCAUGGAAUAAGGAAAGCCCUGUCCACUUGUGGGUCUCACCUCACUGUGGUCUCUCUCUUCUAUGGGUCAAUCCUGGGCAUCUAUAUGCACCCUUCAUCCACCUACACAGUACAGGACACAGUGGCCACUGUUAUCUUCACAGUGGUGACACCCAUGGUCAAUCCCUUCAUCUAUAGCCUGAGAAAUCAUGACAUCAAAGGAGCCCUGAGGAAGAUAAUGCUUAGAUCUUAG
Mesocricetus auratus (golden hamster) is the source of this 924-nucleotide messenger RNA. Its product is annotated as olfactory receptor 1361-like. Gene Ontology annotation, cellular component: membrane. Gene Ontology annotation, molecular function: olfactory receptor activity; G protein-coupled receptor activity. The transcript has a single exon. Bases 1 to 924 code for a protein of 307 amino acids. Gene Ontology annotation, biological process: G protein-coupled receptor signaling pathway. Lineage: Eukaryota; Metazoa; Chordata; Mammalia; Rodentia; Cricetidae. The record is from RefSeq and is a predicted model, not a curated record.